Dinoponera quadriceps is the source of this 4955-nucleotide messenger RNA. Its product is annotated as WD repeat-containing protein 48. Lineage: Eukaryota; Metazoa; Arthropoda; Insecta; Hymenoptera; Formicidae. Bases 691 to 2745 code for a protein of 684 amino acids. Gene Ontology annotation, molecular function: ubiquitin binding. Gene Ontology annotation, biological process: double-strand break repair via homologous recombination; protein deubiquitination. The record is from RefSeq and is a predicted model, not a curated record. The transcript has 12 exons.
AUAAAGGAUUUUUGGUGUCCCUAGGAGAAAGACGAUCCAACUAGUACGGCGAACAUAUCGUCACGCGGUUCGCCGAUUGGCGCGUCACACCACUGUGAGAUAUCACGUCACGUGGCCAAUCGUACGAGAGGGUUCCAGAUUCCCGAUUACAUCCUGUUAUUGGAUGGCGCACACACACACACACACACUCGCGAAAUUUGUUGUGCGAAAAUACGCGACGUUGAAGCGUAUUGACACCGGCGGCGGCACGGGAGCAGCAGCGACUACUACGAGCGUGCACGUUCAAGCGUUAUGAGUAUGAACGAGGGUCCGCCGCCAUCGAGAGGAUCAUUUGACGGGCCGAUCAUCGCGACCCGGAUUGUCGCUGAAGAGCGAGAGUCUUGCGGCUGAGAGGACACUUACUGUGAUGCGCCACUGUCCGUUGUCUCGCAAGUACCUCGGCAAUGCGACGAUGAAGACGGCAUUCACGACAAUGACGACGAUGAUGAUGCCACGCGACUGCCGCACCACGCGUGCUGCAUCCCGGCAGUGAUCAGCGCGCACAUUAGUGCUACUACAAUGACGCAAGUACAGGACAACCGAGCGCAACGUGGAACUGUUGUCGCAGUUGCUUGAAUCGUGGAAUCGACUCCCCAACUGUGAACUCGGUCGUCCCGCUGAACGAUCGCCCGCCGGACAAUCCCGGGCGUGAUGGCAACUCACAAGACGGGCGGGCAAAGUGCCCGUAAAAAAGUACAGGUGUCUAUGGUUAUACGUGAUGAGGUGGAGAGGCAGCACAGAGCCGGUGUUAAUUCCUUGCAGUACGAUCCAGCUCUGCACAGGCUAUAUUCCGCUGGUAGAGAUAGCAUUAUAAGGAUAUGGAAUUGCAGAAAUAUGAAGGAGCCUUACACACAAUCCAUGGAACAUCAUACGGAUUGGGUCAACGAUAUAGUGUUAUGUUGUGGUGGCAAGAAUCUUAUAUCCGCGAGUUCGGACACCACUGUCAAAGUUUGGAAUGCACAUAAAGGUUUUUGUAUGUCCACACUGCGUACGCACAAGGACUAUGUCAAGGCAUUGGCGUACGCCAAGGACAGGGAGCAGGUUGCUAGUGCGGGUUUAGAUAAGUCGAUAUUCCUGUGGGACGUUAAUACACUGACUGCUCUUACUGCAAGCAACAAUACAGUGACAACAUCGUCUCUAAGUGGGAACAGAGAUUCUAUAUAUAGUCUCGCCAUGAAUCAAACUGGCACCAUCAUCGUAAGCGGCAGCACAGAGAAAGUUCUUCGUGUGUGGGAUCCACGAUUUUGCACGAAACUCAUGAAACUUCGCGGCCACACGGACAAUAUCAAAGCAUUGGUCUUGAAUAGGGACGGCACUCAAUGUCUAUCAGCCAGCUCUGAUGGCACUAUUAAAUUGUGGUCGCUCGGCCAACAAAGAUGCAUGCAAACGUACAGAGUUCAUAAGGAAGGCGUGUGGGCGUUACUGGCAACAGAUAGUUUUAGCCAUGUAAUAUCUGGAGGCAGGGAUAAGAGAAUAGUGAUGACAGAGUUGGGCUACGCGGAGAGAUACACGGUUAUCUGCGAAGAGAAAGCGCCUAUACUCAAGAUGGCUAUGACGCCAGAUCAAUCUAGUAUUUGGGUGGCGACUAGCGAGUCAACCAUUAAUAAUUGGUCUAUAAGCCAAAAGGACUGGCAAGAGCUUGGAAUCGGAGAUUAUUGCGAUUCCGCCAGUAACGUAUCGGGCGGUGUAAAUAUAUUGAGAAACACUGAACCCACGCAAAAGAUAUUAGGCGGUCCUGCCAUAAGACAUUAUCAUGUGUUAAAUGAUAAAAGACACGUUAUGACGAAAGACACGGAGGAGAAUGUUGCACUGUAUGAUGUAUUAAAGGCGUGUAAAGUAGAAGAUUUAGGCAGAGUCGAUUUCGAGCAGGAGUGUAAAAAGAGAAACAAAAUGGUAUAUGUUCCAAACUGGUUUAACGUUGAUCUCAAGACAGGGAUGUUAACUAUACAUUUAGGGCAAGACGAGAAUGAUUGUUUCUCUGCAUGGGUUUCUGCGAAAGAGACUGGUUUGGCAGAGAACGAUGCUGUAGAUCAAAAAGUGAAUUAUGGGAAUCUAUUGUUGCAAGCCUUACUUGAGCACUGGUGGAGGCCGUUACACGCUGACGACGAAAACGAAGGCAAUAGCAACGAUGGAAAUGGUCCCAUACAUACGAGAGGAGGAAAUCCAUACUUCUCGGUACCUAGUCACACACCUGUCAUUUUCAGCGAAGUGGGAGGCAGAACCCUUUACCGACUAUUAGUCCGAGAUGCCGCAGGAGAGACCGAAGGUGUGCUGUUGAACGAAACAGUACCGCCAUGGGUAGUGAACAUUGUCGUAGACAAGAAUCUUCCGCAAUUCAUUAAGAUACCCUUCUACCUUCUUCCACACGCCACUUCCGGUGUAAAGAGUUUGAAGAAGGAUCGUUUGAUCGCGAAUGAUUUUAUACAAGUGCGCAAAGUGGCAGAGCAUGUUUACGAUAAGGUGCUCGGUGCAGGAAGCGAUUCAGGUUCGGUAGCUGGUGGCGGAAACACGGUAUCUGGUGGAUCUCCAGCGGGCGAUAGAACGAACACCGACUCCAAUGCUGACAAUUCUUCGUUGGCCGAGGAAAAGGUCGAACUCCUGUGUAACGAUCAGGUCUUGGAUCCGUCGAUGGAUUUAAGAACGGUCAGGCACUUUAUCUGGAAAAGUUCGACAGAUUUGACACUUCAUUAUCGCCCUGUUAAAUAGUUAGGAUUAACUACAUUGCAUCAUGAGUCUUUACAGUGUGCCUGGUUUUAUACCAUGAAUAGUGGAAGAUACAUGGGCUAUUUGCAAAAUAUGGUACCUUGUGCCACUGUCUCUUUAGGAAACGAUCACCUGGAUUUCACGGAUGUUUCGUUGGACAACGUCGAGACAAGAGCAAAAAAAAGCAGCGAGGCGUAUUUGGAGUAUUAGGAAUAACACGCGAAGUUCGAAGGCAAUAAUGUGUGGAAGUAUUAAACGUAAAUUGCUCACUUUUAUACACCUGCAUCCUGCGGCCAAAUUCACACUACAGAGCAUUACUCUCGAUCGAUUCGAUCCGCUUGAGAAUAGCAUGCUUUUUGUACCUGGAUGUAGAACUUAAAGCGCUUGUUGUCAGCCACUUAUCGUCUUCCCACGUCCGAGUUAUCAGUAAGAAACAAAUAUGGCACAAAUACGAAGGGAGAAAAUGAACGGAGGGAUAGACCGCAUGGCCGAGAGAAAAUUAUUCGUUUCGUCAGGUCUAAAUGCCAGGUGAUCCUCACGAAUGCUCCUCAAAUUUUUCUUUAUUAAUUCUACUUUAGCUGUAUACUUCGAGUAAAUAGGAUCCUUUCGUUUUAGUAUUGUAAUAAAAAUAUUGAGUAUUUAUUGAAAGUAUGGAAAAAAGAAAUUUAUAAUGUUUUGUUACGUGCAUGCAUGCAAAAUGUACUCCACACCUGCCUUGUUACAUUAGAAAACGAAGAGAAGAAGUACACACACACACACACACACACAUAUAUGAAAAAGAAAGAAGAGAGAUAUGUCAAUUUACCAUUAAUCAAAUUAUAUUUGAAUAGCCAAAUUAGAAGUUCAAUAUUUCCUGUCUCGUUCAAAUGGGAAAUGAAAAAAAAAAGUGUAUUUGUCUGCAAUGUAAUAAGAUCAAAUUCUGUCUCCCGAUCGAAGCUAAUGAAGUAUGAAUAUGUAUGAACAGUAUACAUACUUGACAUACUACUAGGAUGAAUGGAUUCGGAAAAGUAUUCAACGGAAUUUGAUCUUAGAAGAGAUUUAUAAUGAAUAAAAAUUAUGUAGUUCUUAUGUUAACAUAUUCGAUUUUCUAGACUCUAUAUAAAGUGUAUAUAUGAACGCGACUGUGAAUAAUGUCCAUUAACAGUAGGUCGUAAUAUAAUAAAAAUUUAACAAAUCUUACUGUGCAGACAAUUCAAAUUACAAGCCGAUAAUAUGUACUGUUACUGUGCAAAGGUUAAAAAUCUUCAGGGGAAAGAAGUUAUUAUUAGUUCACAUAUUACUACGGUCUGUGAGUUACAUGAUUUGCGUUAUUAAAGUUGUGCGAGCAAAUCCUUUUACAAGUGCAAAAUAAUAUACCAUUAUUAUUAUUUUUAAGCGCUACACAAUGUACGAUAUAUCGCUAUGUUCUGUUAUCAAGCUUGGUUAAACCUCGAUUUGGUAAUGCUUAAUAUAUAUAAGAGUUUAUUUGCUAUUGCUUCCUUUUUUUGCAUUCAUUCACAAGAACUAUUUGUUAAGAUAAUAUGAUAAAGAGACUACUCUUGACUCAUUGAAGGUACGUAGGUGUGCGUGCGUGUCAAAAAACAAAAUGUAUCGUCCUACUUAAGAUUGCCUUAUUUGUUAUCUUGGCAAACAUUGUUUUAAAAGAAAUUGUGCAGCGAACUUAUAUUUUUUUAAUCGUUACGCGAAAUCUUAAAAUAUAAUUUGAAACCAAAUGUAAGUUAGCUUGUAGUAUAAAAAUAUAGUUAUCUUUUAAACACCUCUCAAUACGGUACGUUACGAAGAAGAGAUAAGAAUUGUAAGUUGCGUUUGAUCUUAAAAAUUAUUUAUUACGAUGUGACUCGUACGAUAGUAUAUAUAGUGAUUAAUAAUAAUCAGAGUUAUUCGCGCGGUUCAUUACACAGUUCUCUCAGAGUGUGCUGUACAUAUAUUAGUGUUCUCUAUGCAAAUGUAUCUCUUGCAUAAAUCGAGAUUGAUCAUUUUGCGAUUUUAUUUUUUCGAACAAGUCAGUUUACUUUAAGACAUUCGUUAUCAUAAAUCGAGGGAUUUAUUAUUAAUCGUGAUGUGCCUGAUCAUAGAUCACAAGUUACAGAGGGCAUUUCAAUUGACUUGUAUUGAUAUUUAAAACAAUCCAUAAUUAUACAAGAUACGCAUUACCAUUUUGUUCGUGUUAUACGAAUGACAUUAUAGAAAUUAUAAAGUACGUCGAGAAGUUA